Molecule: messenger RNA, 3707 nt
Organism: Mytilus californianus (California mussel)
Lineage: Eukaryota; Metazoa; Mollusca; Bivalvia; Mytilida; Mytilidae
Exons: 10
Coding region: 121-1365 (414 amino acids)
Source: RefSeq, a predicted model, not a curated record
UAGCGAUAUACGUAAUGAUGAUAAAAAUAGAAUACUUUUUUGCGUAGUAAACAAUUCUGUUAUUUGUGAGAAAUUUGGCAAUUUACAAUGUAAAUAUAUACUCUAGAAGAUGAAUAUGUAAUGGAUGUCUUAGGGAGUUUAUUCGGCUUCAUAUUCCAACUAUUGACCAUUUUAUCAACAAAGUUUUCAGAGUUAUAUGGCGAAGUUGAAUGUACCAUAGGCUCUAAACCAGCUAUAUUCGGACAACCACUUAGUAUACUAUGUAGGAACACAAAUCCCUUGAUUUGCAUUAAAAAUGAAUCUAGGGUGUGGAUGGGUGGGGAAAACCUUGAUCUACUUGUAUUGGAAGGAAUUCCAAAGAGCAAAGUUGGAAGGUAUUCUGAGAAAGUACAAUCUUGCUCAGACUUUGAGUUAUUAAUCUCAAAUUUAUCGGAAUCAGAUCUGAAUCACAGUUACUGUUGUACAGUUGGAUUUUCCGAAUGCAGAUUAAAGCUUUCCUUGGCAGAAAAUGAUUUUGAAUAUCAUCCUGAAGAACAUGACAUUCACAAAAAUUUCUCAAUAUCAGUGCAUGACCUUUUUGUUUCUGUGAACAUAUCCAGAGUAUAUCCUGUGCCUAAGUGUUCUGUUUUGUUCGGCGUUCAGAAACUAGAUGAAUAUAUAAAUCAGAGUGCAAGUCGUGUUGGAAAUUUCUUCUCCACAUAUUUUGACUUUGAAUUCAAGUUAGCUGAAGAGCAGUGCCCAGUUAAAAUAAAUAUUACCUGCCUGGUUGGAAGCACAUUGAUUCCAAUUUUGACCUCAGAAAUGACAAAUUGUUCCGAAAAUAGAGACUUGAUUGCUUUUAUCCGACAUUCACUUACGGUGCCAAUUUUCUGUUCGUUUUUGACAUGCAUGUAUUUUGUACUUCUAACAUGGAGUUUGUGCAGAAACCGGAAAAAGAUAUAUACAACUUGCUACGCACUAUCAGAACGAAGUUUACUUCAAUGGAGACGACCUAUACUGGCCGUAAUAUUAACUUUAGGAUCCAUUUAUUUAGCAGGACAUACAGAGUAUAUAUCAUUCAAGCAGUUUUUACAGGACAGUGAAGAUGUUGAAAACGACACUGCCAAACCAAUUGGCUUCUGUGUAUCGUCGAUGCUCUUGACUCAAGUGUCGCUUUGUUUUAUCAGUAAUCCAGACACUAUCAGCAUACGGGAAGGUUUCAGAAAUUCUACAAAACGAUUUGUGAAGAAAGUCAAAAGAAAGAAAAAAAAUUCAGGUAAUCCUGCAGAACAGAUGAGAUUGAACAGACCGGAUACCUCAGUAGCGGAUCAAAGCACAGAUGGAUGUCACCAGUUUGCCAAAGAUGCGAGUGGUAAUCAAAGUUGAAACUAAGAAAAUGCGUUUUGCAGUUAAACUUUUUAUAACGCUUUUAGAUCUAUUUACAAUAUUUCGGUACAAAGUUAUGUCUACGAUAUAAAAAAAAAUGUGAUAUUACGCUAUAAUGUCUGCAUUUUUUAAAUGAUCGAUUUAGGAGAAUCAUAUUUUAUUUAUAUUUCCUCUAAAUCAAAGAAGAUGUGUGUGUCACUUUUGAGUAUCAUUUAGUGAUAUGAGAAGACAAAUAAAGAUGUAUGCGAUUAUAUAAAUGGCUUGGUAUUCGAAAGUAUACUUGUAUUUUACAUAGACUUUUGUUUUGAUGAGAUCUUUCAUGCAUUGCUCUAUCCUUUUUUUGAUAUGGGUAGGCAUUAUAUGUGUCAAUAUAUUUAUACAACGAUUAAGCGAGUUAUGAAAAUUAAUGUUGACAAAUAUAAUAAUAAUUCUGAACGUUUGAAAUGUCAAAGCGAGGGCCUGUUUUUCGAAGCUCCCUUUCGUUUUUUAUAAAUUUCAGAUUUACCGUUUCUGAGUUUUGGGGUUUUAUUCAUUAAAAAAGGGGGGAUUUUCCAGUUUUCCGACAAUAACUCAAGAAUGCUUUCACCAACAUGCAAGAAAUUUUGGUGAAUUGUUUAUAUCUAUUGACAUGAGCUGCCUUUCGAUUAUUAUAAAUUUUAGAUUUUACGUUUCAAAAUUAAAGGGUUUUAUUCAUAAAAAAAGAGUGAUUUUCCAGUUUUCGGACAAUAACUAAAAAAUUCUUUCAGCAGUUCUCAUGAAACUUUGGUGAAUUGUUUAUAUCUGUUGAUGUAAGCUCCCUUAAGAAUUUUAUAAAUUGUAAAUUAUACAUUUCUGAGUUAUGGGGUUUUAUUCAUUAAAAAAGGGGGGAUUUUCCAGUUUUUGGACAAUAACUCAAAAAUGCUUUCAGCAGUUCUCAUGAAACUUAUUAUUUAUAGCUAUUGAUUUUCAUAAAUUUCAAGUAUUACAUUGAGAAGAAAUUGAACUUUAUUUGUUUAUAGUCUGACAACAGAUUUACUAAGUAUUGCGCAACAGCACAGUGUAUUGCACAACAACAAGAAAUCUUCAAUUGAAUAUAAAUUCAAUUCAUAUAACCAAUUUCAAGUUCUUUGACUACAUUUAUUCAGAAACCUAUAAUAUGUCAAAUAUUUAAUUACAAUCCAAAUUCAGACCUGUAUCAAGCUUGAAUAUUGUGUCCAUUUUUGCCCCAACUGUUCAGGGUUGGACCUCUGCGGGCGUAUCCAGCUGCGCUCAGCGAAGCAGUUUAUUAAUCUUGUAAUUAUUUACUACUGGUGAAAUUCAAUGUAUUCUUAAAUAUUUAUUUUUUUUUAAAUUCCCAUUUUUCUUUACGCUAACACUUAGGAUAGAAGUAAGAACAUCCUAGCUAAGAUAGUCCUAAGAUAGCUUCGGUGUGCAUGCUGAGACAUGUCGUAAGUCGGUCCUAACAUUAUCCUAAUUUAUUCCUAAGAGAGGUCUUAGGACAAAUCCUAGGACAGCUUCGAUAAACAGGCCCAAGGUCUAUAAGACAUGUUCAUAAGGCAGCUAUUUUUAUUUGAUGUAGCACAAAUAUUUUUUAAAUAAACAAAAGAUAGAAUUGAAACAUGUAACUUACAUUUAAAAUGAUUUUAUGUAAUUUUCUAGCAAACAACAGACACAAAUGUCCUUUUGAUCUCUAACAUGUGUCCUUAAAUUCUAUUGGAAUAAGAACAUGACUCUGUUUACAAAACGAAACAAUGAGUGUUAUAGUAAAAAAUUGGAAAUCUUAAUUGUUAUUAUGAAAUUAUUAAGCUGGUGUGGAAUUGGAAUUUUAUUAUAUAAUUUAUUAAUGUAUUGUGUUAUUCUUUCCUAUAUACAUUAUGUUAACAUGUGAAUAAUUAUUUUCAUUUUCCGUUGUUAUAGGCAUGCACAUUCAUUAAUUCUAAAGUUGUCGUAUGAUUUUAUUCAAGCCUGUGAAAUAAAUGAAAAGAGGAAUAUCAUAAUUACUAUAUAGUACAUAUCCAGAUGUAUCAUCCCAUAUUUUAAAGUUUUUAUAUUACAACAAAAACGUGUACCGUACAUUUGCGGUUGCAAAUGUAGCAAAUAAUAUUCGGAGCAUAUAUUUUGUUAUUCUAGGUAUUGUACAUUUCCUAGUGUGGUUUAAAAGAUACGUGAUGUUUUUUGUUAUUUACAGUUCUUAAAACCUGUAAUUGCGCUUGUCAACUUAGUUGUUAAAUCUAGAACUGUUUGUAUUUUAGGAGGAAAUAAAAUGUUCAUAAGCUGUGUAUAGCUUGUUUUCUGAAUUCUUUUUAUUUAUAAUCUUAUUUAAGACUUUGUUAUUUGUUAUGAAUAAAUAUAUGUCAAAGCUA